AUGUUUCUUCCUGCGCACUCAUUCAUUAGAGACGAUGCUGCUGAGCGCCACUCGCCUGUUUUGCCGCACUGUGUUUGGGUGUUGGCGGCGCCCGUUCGCGGACAUAAUAACAGCCAGAGACAGUCAGCUGAGCUCAUCCUCUGCAGUCAGUGCUGCACGGAGGCACGCGGCGGGCCGCUGGAGGGCGCUGCUGCACGCACACGCAGAGUCAUCUUGCAGCAGGCCAGCUUCCUGCUGAGAGCAGCUCUGCUCUCAGUCCUGCUGUGCGGCCCACAGCACGUAGCGUCAGACUCAGAUGAGGCGGUCCUGACUGAGUGGGAGAUCUGGAAGAGCAGCCAUGGCAUAACCUACGAUGAAAUUGACGACAUGCAAAGGAAGGCCAUCUGGGAGGAGAACAAGCAGAUGAUUGAACACAAUAAUCAAGGGUUUUUCAUGGGGAUGAGGCCGUUCACUAUGGUCAUGAAUAAAUAUGGAGACCUGACAAAACAAGAGUACAAGGUUUUGCAAGGUGCCAUAAUAGAUGCCAAAUUCGUGAAGAGAGGGAAGACCGUCUCUGCCCGAAGGCUGCGUCACAAUGCUAAGAAGUUAGAUACUUGGUUUAUCGACUACAGGAACAUGGGUUAUGUCACUGAGGUGAAAGACCAGGGUUACUGUGGCUCGUGCUGGGCCUUCAGCACUACGGGAGCUAUUGAGGGACAAAUAUACAAGAGGACAGGUCAGCUUCUAUCUCUGAGUGAACAAAACCUGGUGGACUGCUCCAGAUCUUACGGUACCUAUGGCUGCAGUGGUGCCUGGAUGGCCAACGCCUACGACUAUGUGGUCAGCAACGGGCUGCAGUCGACAAACACCUACCCAUACACUUCAGUGGAUACCCAGCCCUGUUACUACGACAGCGAACUUGCAGUUGCCCAUAUCAGAGAUUACAGGUUCAUACCCAAAGGAGAUGAGCAGGCUCUGGCUGAUGCCGUGGCAACCAUUGGUCCCAUCACAGUAGCCAUUGAUGCAGAUCAUUCAAGCUUCCUGUUUUACAGCUCAGGAAUAUAUAAUGAGCCAAACUGCAACCCUAACAAUCUGAGUCACGCGGUGCUACUGGUUGGCUACAGCUCUGAAGGAGGCCAAGACUACUGGAUCAUCAAAAACAGCUGGGGUACCAGUUGGGGUGAAGGCGGCUACAUGCGAAUGGUCCGAGAUGGUAGAAACACUUGUGGCAUUGCGAGCUAUGCCCUGUACCCUAUUCUAUGAUUCUGAAAGGGAGGCCUCAGUCGAGUUUUAAUGCUAAACUCUUCCGCUGGACUGUCAGUGGGUCUCAGAAAACAACAUCAGUCAUUGUUGAUGCAGCCCAUGUCAUCUCUAAAGCACUCCUGUCAUCCAUAUUUUCUGAACCGUCUGCUGAACCUUUCUCAUACUGUAGAUAAUAUUUUGUGCAAGGCUCAUUACAGCCAUUUACAGUGAACACAUUGCUUCUCUCAGGGACGUAGUACACACACAGCCUCUGUGGCUAGAGAUACUAAUAACCUUCCAAACGUUUUAUUGAUUAGUCUAACUCACCAAAUAUAGAAAACUGCAGUUCAAAUAAUUAAAGUGAGGCUAUGUAACUUUGGACAGAAGUAAUAACAGUCAUUCACUUACAAAUAAAAAGUUGCAUUUGUAAGUAAAAUAAUACACUACUGUAUUUUAUAUACUACUAGGCCACAAUCUUUCUUGGUCCCGUAUGACCAGUGGCUUAUGGUGGCUAAUUUUGGCUAAUGUAAGCAAACUUAUAGUAGUGUAUAACAGACUUUCUGAGUUCACUGACUAAAAAUGGCAGAAUGACACGGUGAAAUCAAUUAUUCCAAUGGAAUCAUUACUGGAUUCACUAAUGGUAACAUUAACACGCAAAUUUUGAGUUUGUGCUCGCUAUCUUUCAGGGAAUGGAGAGCCGGGGAGUCCAAAAUAGAGGAAGCUAGCUCCACAAAAGACAACAGUUUGCCAACUAGAACUUCUAGAAGCAAAUAUUUCACAAAGACAUAUAGAUCAAUUUGCUGUGCCACUUUCUGGUGUGACCAGGCCUUAACUGUCACUUGCAGUCACAGUGGUUGCUGUUCCAGAAGUUACAUAGUCUUGCUUUAACAAAUGCGUUAUAAUUAUUCAUUACCAUUAUGCAAUCCCAUUCAUUUUGUAGACUAUACAAAAAAAGUAAAUCAGGGUGCCCUGCUUGUGAAUUUCACUGUUUGUUUUUAACUGUAAUGUUAUAUCUUCAGACUGCAAAACUUUGUUAUUUAGUUUUUUUUUGUUACAGUAAAACUUUUUGUACUGACAAGAAAUCACAUUUUGAGAGGGGGAGGAAUGAAAGGGUGGCGGUGGGAGACACACAUUAAAAAUUUAAAUCUGAGCCUGGUGGCCUCAACUUGAGUGUUUGAGACAGAACAAAUAAAAUGGUGCUUUGUAUUUUCAGUGCUAACAAAUGUUUUAUUUAUUUUCCUGUGGCAUUGCAUUUUUUUUCUACCAUAAUAAACAACAUUUUAUCAGUUACUUACUGGAUCAACUGAAAUGUUUUAACUUCUGGACUGACUGAUAAUAAAGUGAUAACCAUUUUCUCA
This is a messenger RNA of Siniperca chuatsi (mandarin fish), 2579 nucleotides long. RefSeq names its product cathepsin 12 (gene cts12). The transcript is spliced from 8 exons. Gene Ontology annotation, molecular function: cysteine-type endopeptidase activity. Bases 1 to 1242 code for a protein of 413 amino acids. Gene Ontology annotation, biological process: immune response. Gene Ontology annotation, cellular component: lysosome. NCBI's taxonomy places the organism in Eukaryota, Metazoa, Chordata, Actinopteri, Centrarchiformes, Sinipercidae. The record is from RefSeq and is a predicted model, not a curated record.